Molecule: messenger RNA, 1542 nt
Organism: Angiostrongylus costaricensis
Lineage: Eukaryota; Metazoa; Nematoda; Chromadorea; Rhabditida; Metastrongylidae
Source: the annotation of a GenBank genome assembly
AUGACGGCUCACGACGACGAUUUACAACCGGAGAAACUAAAUGUGCAGUUGACUGAUAUGAAUAAAACCAUGGAGCCGAAUGAACAAGCCGAAGAUGACGAACCAGAGGUAAUUCAGCUCAGGGUUUAUGCUCGUAGAUGGGUAAUCCUAACAAUUGUUGCUUUGUUGAACAACACCAACACAAUAUCGUGGAUUGCAUUUGCCCCUAUUGCUAAUUAUGUCAAUAGCUUCUACGGAGAAAACAGUGCUGCAUGGUUCUCCAUGGUAUAUAUGAUGUGUACAAUACCAGUAGGAUUUAUCGCCAUGUGGGCAGGACGUCGUUUCGGUCUACGAAGUGCGAUUCUUAUUGCGGGAUGGACAAAUGGAAUAGGAGGAUUGAUCCGAUUGUCCAGCUCAUUCUUUCCUCCGAAAUAUCGCUUUCCCGUUGGAAUUACUGGGCAAGCCAUUGCAGCGAUUGCUUAUCCUUUCAUAAUGUUUCUACCUACAAAGGUUGCCGGAUCAUGGUUUCCUGACACACAGCGCGGUCUAGCAACAACUAUUGGUGUGAUGUCAAAUCCACUCGGUGUACUACUAGCUAAUAUCAUUAGCCCUCAGAUGGUUCAUUCACCACAGCAUGUGGUGUAUCUUAAUGUAUUCACAUGCGUUCCAACCUUAGUUGCCAUGAUUCUUGCGACGGUAGCAGUGAAACGUAGUGAACCAAAAGUGCCACCAACUUUUAGUGCAAGCAAGCCUCAGAUGGACUUCAUCCCAGGUCUUAAAGCCUGCAUGAUGUCAAAACAGUACCUUAUCUUGUUUCUCGUUAUGGGAGGUGGUAUUGGAAUGUUCAAUUGUCUAUACACUAUUAUGCAGGAACUUCUUUGUCCUUCCGGCUACUCGAAUUCAUUUGUUGGUAUAUGUGCUGCGCUUAUGAUAGUUGGAGGAAUCUUUGGAGCUGCUGGAAGUGGAGUUUUUGUUGAUCGUACGAAGAAGUAUGAAGAGACUAUGAAAGUUUCCAUGGGUAUGGCUGUUGUCUUCGGCCUUAUUUUUAUGCAGCUAACGCUUCACUCUAAUUUCGCCCCUUUUCUUGCCAUAACAUGCGUACUGUUUGGGAUCUUUGGUCUCGCAACAUAUCCGGUUGGACUUGAGCUUUCUGCAGAGUGUACUUUUCCGGUAUCAGAAGCUACCUCGACUGGGUUAAUAGUUCUGUCUGGGCAGGUCCAAAGUGUCUUGUAUGUCCUUGUAAUGAAACAGUUUGCUCGACCUCUUAAACCGGACCGUAUGCACAUUCAGGUUUGCUCUCUCGACGCAUUUGACACAUUGAAUCAACCAAAAGAUAACACACAGGCUGUUAUGGUUGGUCUUAGUAAAGUAUUCUCGCUUCUGGCUGCUCUUCUCGUCCUCGUCCUUGUCGUAUUAUUCAAGCCUGUAUAUCAUAGAAUUGAAGCUGAGAAGGAGAAUAGAGCUCAAAUCGAUAAGGAAAAGAAAGCUCGAAUGAACAAUGGGAAGAUAACUCUUCCUUGUGAGAAUGUCACUCAACCUCUGAACAAUGAACAAAAUGCGUAG